UUGGGGCAGCUCCUAGCGCUCGGCCCUGCUCGGCGGCGAGAGCUCCGCCCGGGCGCCGGGCUUCCACAGCCGCGAGAGACGGCGGGCGCCGAGGGGACGGGCCGACCUCCGCGCACCAUUUGCUGGCCCGGUGCGGGCGGGCGAGCGGCGAGCGCCCGGGAGAGCGGAGAGCCAGGCCAGCCCGGAGUGCGCCGGAGACACCCCGAGCGCCCCGCGUUCUGGCACCAUGCGACCCGCCGCGCGUCCUCCUCGCGGGCCCGGGGCUUCGCUCUCCGCUCGCUGAGCCCCUGCGCUCGCCACCACGGAAACUCGGAAAGAGGAGGCGAGGCUGUGGGGAGCGGCGCGGGGACGGACUAGGCUUCCCCUCCGCCCCCAAGAGGCUGCCGGUCCCCGGUUCCCUGGGCUUCUCCAGCUUUAUCAUGAACCUGGCGCAAGGUUGGCUUUAGGAGAAAUUCAGGAGCCGGAGAGUCAAGGCAAUUCUUUGGUUGCUAAGUGUGAGUGAAGACACUCAGGAUGGCUCAGGGAUCCGGGGAUCAAAGAGCAGUGGGGAUUGCUGACCCAGAGGAGAGUUCUCCUAACAUGAUUGUCUACUGCAAAAUUGAAGACAUCAUUACAAAGAUGCAAGAUGACAAGACAGGGGGUGUACCCAUCAGAACAGUCAAGAGCUUUCUCUCCAAAAUCCCCAGUGUUGUCACAGGUACUGACAUUGUGCAGUGGCUUAUGAAGAACCUUUCCAUUGAGGACCCAGUUGAAGCAAUACACUUGGGAAGCCUUAUCGCUGCCCAGGGCUACAUCUUCCCAAUCUCAGACCAUGUUCUCACCAUGAAGGACGAUGGCACCUUUUAUCGUUUCCAGGCUCCGUACUUCUGGCCUUCAAACUGCUGGGAACCUGAAAACACUGACUAUGCCAUCUAUCUUUGUAAGAGGACAAUGCAGAAUAAAGCAAGACUGGAACUGGCAGAUUAUGAAGCAGAAAACUUAGCAAGACUUCAGAGGGCCUUUGCAAGGAAGUGGGAAUUCAUCUUUAUGCAAGCAGAAGCACAAGUAAAGAUUGACCGGAAAAAGGACAAGACAGAAAGGAAAAUUUUGGAUAGUCAAGAACGAGCCUUUUGGGAUGUCCACAGGCCUGUGCCAGGCUGUGUGAACACAACAGAAAUGGAUAUCCGAAAAUGCCGACGUUUGAAGAAUCCACAAAAGGUUAAAAAGUCCGUGUAUGGCGUGACCGAAGAGUCCCAGUCACAGAGCCCCGUGCACGUACUCAGCCAACCAAUCAGGAAAACUACAAAAGAGGAUAUCCGGAAACAGAUAACAUUUUUGAAUGCACAGAUCGACAGACAUUGUUUGAAAAUGUCCAAAGUGGCUGAAAGCUUGAUUGCCUACACAGAACAAUACAUGGAAUAUGACCCUUUGAUAACACCAGCCGAGCCAUCCAACCCUUGGAUCAGCGACGAUGUUGCUUUGUGGGACAUAGAGAUGAGCAAAGAGCCCAGCCAACAGCGAGUAAAAAGAUGGGGCUUCUCUUUUGAUGAGAUAUUGAAAGACCAGGUGGGACGAGACCAGUUUCUACGAUUCCUGGAGUCUGAGUUCAGUUCAGAAAACCUCAGGUUCUGGCUGGCUGUCCAAGAUCUCAAGAAACAGCCCCUACAGGAUGUGGCCAGGAGGGUAGAAGAAAUCUGGCAAGAGUUUCUGGCUCCGGGGGCUCCAAGUGCAAUCAACCUGGAUUCUCACAGCUAUGAGAUAACCAGUCAAAACGUCAAAGAUGGAGGGAGAUACACAUUUGAAGAUGCUCAGGAGCACAUCUACAAGCUGAUGAAAAGUGACAGCUAUGCCCGCUUCCUCCGGUCAAAUGCUUACCAGGACUUGCUGCUGGCCAAGAAGAAGCCAGAAAGUGAGCAAGGUCGUAGAACUUCCCUAGAAAAGUUCACUCGCAGUGUGUGCUGCUGGCGCAGAGUCAGAAUGGCCGCUGCAUUUCACCCCCGAGGUGGCUUCCUUCCAGCAGUGGGGAAAGUCGCUGGCGGGCAAGCGCCUCACGGGCCUGAUGCAGUCCUCCUGACUGUCCCCAGCGCAGGUCCAGGGCCCGGGCCUGCGGACCCCAUGGGCAGCCGGCGGCGCUCCACCUCCGCGGACAGAGUUUCCUUACGGGGAGAUUUGGUCACUGUGAAGGAGAAAGAGUGAGGGCCAUGACGGGCGACAGUGGGGAGACCUGGUGGGUGAACGGGGAGGCCAGAAGGAAAGAGUCCACAGAGCCCGGACUCGGCCCGGCGGCGGCGCCUGUCGACAGCCCUCUCUUCCUUGUACAGUUGUGUUCCAACACUCCACCCGCUAAGAGGCCCUGAUCCCAGCUCAUUCAGGGCAGAACACAUCACAGGGUUCCUGUCGCAACUACCACUGAGAUUAUAUUAUUAUCCUCACUCCCCCGCUGUCCGGGGGUGCUCACACCUUCUGGCAAGUUCAAGAGGGAUGAGUGGACCAGGAGCACAUCCAGUAUUAUGCAUCACCUCCCUGGCACCUCCCAUAGUCAGUCACCACGUCUGCAUAGCCACCCGGGUGUCACCGCCAGCACCAAG
Molecule: messenger RNA, 2567 nt
Organism: Cebus imitator (Panamanian white-faced capuchin)
Lineage: Eukaryota; Metazoa; Chordata; Mammalia; Primates; Cebidae
Gene: RGS6
Product: regulator of G protein signaling 6
Exons: 19
Coding region: 514-2175 (553 amino acids)
Biological process (GO): intracellular signal transduction; G protein-coupled receptor signaling pathway; regulation of G protein-coupled receptor signaling pathway
Molecular function (GO): GTPase activator activity
Source: RefSeq, a predicted model, not a curated record